Scophthalmus maximus (turbot) is the source of this 5426-nucleotide messenger RNA. Its product is annotated as vasorin-like. The transcript has 2 exons. NCBI's taxonomy places the organism in Eukaryota, Metazoa, Chordata, Actinopteri, Pleuronectiformes, Scophthalmidae. The record is from RefSeq and is a predicted model, not a curated record. Gene Ontology annotation, molecular function: protein binding. Bases 448 to 2571 code for a protein of 707 amino acids.
GGUACCUCCCACUUCUCUCCGGCUUGUUUAAGUGCUCUGCUCUGCCUCCUUCGCUUUCAACGAGCGCUCUCGUCGACGACGGUCCGUGCGCCCUCUGACUCGCUGUGACUGGCCCCGGCUCGUCUCCUGCGCCUCCUGCAGCCCUGACAGACCGGAGAGGAGCGAGUGCGCUCCGGUGAUACACAGCUUCUCGUUUGGGUUCAUAAGUCUGCGUGGACGCGAACUCUGCUGCGCAACUGGAGGAGGAGAAGAAGUGUGUGUGUGUGUGUGUGUGUGUGUGUGUGUGUGUGUGUGUGUGUGUGGACAGAUUCCUGCGUCUCUCGCCGACAAAGUGGAUAAAAAAAACAGUUUGGGUUAUAAAGAAAGAAAAGCUGCUCGACUCGAGUUCAUCCCGAGAACCGUGGAUUACUCUGCCAAGAGAUUUGGGCCUCAACACCGAGGGCCACCAUGUUCCCUUACUUCCUGCUCUUGUUCCUCUCGUCUGGUUGCGUGUUAUCCUCUGACUGCCCAGCAGACUGUUCUUGCCCGAUCCCGGACUCUAUAUUCUGCAUUAAUCGACGCUCCGGCACUGUGCCCCAUGUCCCCACCACCUCCAAAGAACUCUACAUCUUCCAGAAUGGCAUCAACACUUUGUCCCAAGAUGACUUCAAAGGCCUGGUGGAAUUGGAGAUGCUAGAUCUGAGCCAGAAUAAGCUGGCAGAAAUACCAGAUGGUGUGUUUGAGAUGCUGUCGAAGCUGAAGAACCUGGACCUGUCCUCGAAUCACAUUACCCACAUUUCCAAAGGCAGUUUUUCUGGGUUAGUCCAGCUGGAGAGGCUGUAUCUCCAUGGAAACACCAUUCAGAGUAUACAUUUAGAAGCUUUUGAAGGUUUAGAGAUGCUACUGGAGCUCAAACUCCAAGGGAACCAGCUCACAUCGUUGCCAUCCCUUCAUUUCCCUAGUCUUCUGCUUCUAGAUCUCAGCAACAACAACAUCCCCGCCUUGGGACCCUCAGACCUCCAGACUCCUCACCUGGAAGCCCUGAAGGUGGCCUCUCUGGGGCUUACUUCUGUAGAUGAGGAUCUCAUAGCCUCCUUGGGGAAUCUCCAUGAGCUUGACAUCUCCAUGAACCAGUUAACUGAGGUGCCACAUGCCUUAAAGCAAGACUCCCUUAAGGGACUGAUCAAGCUCAACCUGGCAGCCAACCAAUUUGGUGAGCUCAGGAUGGAGGACUUUCAGAGACUGACUGGACUACAAGAACUGGAUCUCAGUGGACUUAAUCUCCAGAGUUUUCCCAAGAGUUUCUUCCAGAUAUUCCCAAAGUUGAUGCACCUGACAGCAGCUGAGAACCCAUUUAACUGCUUGUGUCCAUUAGCCUGGUUCCCUGUGUGGCUAAAAGAGAAGGAUGUGGAACUUGGGAGACCAGAAGAAACCAGAUGUCACUUCCCUCUAGUUAAUGCUGGUAAGAUGCUUUCAGCACUGGAGCACAAAGAUUUUGGAUGUCCACCUUCCACAACAGUACUCAUUGGCUCCCCCACUGGAAGUACUCCCGUUCCCCAGAUGCUCACCACACAUCCCGAAUCCACCGAUACCAAUGCUCUUCCUCCUCCUCCACCACCCAGUGAUGAAACAGUCUCCUCUAAAACAGACAGCUAUCCCCUUCCAGCAGAACCUCCAGUCUCCCCUAGCUCCACCAGUGGGGAAUACGAGCAGCACAUCUGCCCAGCAAACAUCUGCCUCAAUGGGGGCACUUGUAAUUUUGAUCCACUGGGUCAACUCAGCUGUCUUUGUCCCUCUGGAACCUCUGGUCUCUACUGUGAAAAUGUGGAUGAAGUUCCAGAGCCACCAAAACCUUUGGCAACAGAAGUUUCAAUAGUUGCCCCCCCCAUGCCCGAGGAACUUGAUGCCAUCAGCUCACGGCAGGUGACCUCAACAUCUAUCCUUCUUGACCUGCACCGCUUCAUCGAGACACGGCCACACAUCCGUGGCAUCAGGUUGACCUACCGUAACCUCUCAGGGCCUGACCGCCGCCCCAUUAUCCUGAGUGUACCGGCAUCCUACCCUGAGUACACUUUACGCGGUUUAAGACCCAACUGUACCUACUCAGUAUGCGCCAGUCCCCUGGGUGAAAGAGUCAACUCUAGGGCCAACAGCUCUGUGGAAACAGGGUCGUGUACAGAGGCUCGCACUGGGGUUCCACUGACAUCCUUAGAGCCCAGGGUGGAGACACAGAGCCAGGUAACAUAUACUCUGAUCCCUGCCCUGGCUGCCUUGGCACUGGUGUUGGGGUUGGCCGUGGUGGCUGGGACGAUCAUCUGUCUGCGGAAGAGAAGGCAGGCCAAGGCGGGAAUGGAGCUGGAGCUGGGCCCAGCUGAUCCGGAUCCCAUGGAAAUGGAGGGGAUCAAGGCCUGCCUGGAGAAUGGGGGAAAUGGUACACUAUCGCAGAAACAGCCUGAGAUUGACCGCUGUCACACUCCUCAGCCACCUCCAUCUUCGCAACAAAAUGGGGGCUUGGACUAUGAGGUACCCUUAAUGCAAGGACAUUGCCCAUCCAAUAACAAUCUUGCAUCACUAAAGCCAUCAUAUUUCUAAGAUGCAAUAAAAUACAAACACUUGGAACGAUUUUGGAGUGAGCGGGCUGGCCCAUCAGGACUUGUGAGAUCCUGUGAUGGCUCAUUUAGUGGUUAAAAAUCUAAUUUUCAUUCCAAUUUCACAUAUCCACAAUUUGAAAAGUGAAACUUACUUAUUUGGACUUGUCUAAAUGAUAACACUUCAGAAAGGAUAAUCUAUUUCAAAGAUAUGAAAUGAUACUGAAUGAUGAAAAUUACGUAGCAUAUUGGCAAUGUGCUAAGCCACUGUGGGACAACAAACAGGAUGUGGUUUAAAGUCAUCCAGCUGAGUUUGAUGCUGGUGAGACCUAACCAAGUGAUUUAACUACGUGCAAUCGAAAAGAUUGGUCUCAGUAGCAAGAGUGAAAACGGAAGUGCCUUUUUGCGUAGACACAACUGUAUUCAAUCGCUCAUUUUAUUUUUAUUUUGUUUAUACAAAAGAAACUAUGUGAAUGAGCUGUAAUCCUGUUGCUGGAUUUGGGAGAUACAAGAAGGAGAAAGGUGCCGCAGGGUUUGGGCGACAGAAGUCAAGGAAAUGACGGCGGUUUCAGUGAAAACAGCGAUCUAGAUGUAGACUUGCCUGGACCCCAGGUCCUGGUACAAAAUGGGGGUUUGACCAACGCCACCUGCUCCAUGGGAAUUAUAAAAAGAACUUGCACUGAAAAGAAAUAUCCCCUUCCUUUUUGGAGUCUCCGUGACGAACUGCCAAAAGACUGAUGGUCACAUAAAUAUUACAUAAAGCUAGUAAUGGGUUGAUGAUAAUAGAAGCUGCCUAAACUCCAUAUUUUACAGUUGACAUGAUCUAAUCUUCAAGCUUCUUCACAUGCGACUUUGGAUAUUUCAGUGUUUACAGAUCUACAAUAGUUCUUUCCACACAUCCCAACGCUUCUGGCUCCGCAGGAGACACAUUUGCUGUUAGAUAAAUGGACUGAACGAAGAGCCAUUGUAAAUGGACUUUGCCUGCAUUGUUCUGUGCUGUGACGAGAAGACUGCUUUGUCUAAGCUGAUAUCAUGUUUUUCUGUUUUUGUUCUGUUUUCUUUUCCAUUAUUGUUGCCUUUUUUGUUGUUGCUGUUGAUGUUCAUACGGUAUUGCAAUUGUUGUCAGUUGAAACUUUAUGCAUUUUUUUCCCCCUUAAAAAAAAAUCUAAAAUCAUCAUAGAUUUGCUAAUUUGCAUUUUAGCUAACGUGAAGCUUAAACUUUCCCGAUCUCCGUCUAGUGAGUGUAGAAGGAAAUCACUAGUUUAGUUUUUUUGGACCAGCACUAAAAGCGACUAGCAAUAAUAAACUAAAACGUUUUAAUGAAAUAACUCAAUUAAAAAGUCUGUUGUCUAUGCAGAAUGCCGACGUGCAAUGCAUCUGAGGAACUUUUUUUUAAUCUAAAUGUCAAGUGUCAGACACUUUACUCUGUCUGCCAGGUCUGCCAACGCUUCACAAGGACACAGUUAAGCCGAGCCUCAGACUGUUUUUUGACUGCCAACGUAUCCCAAAACUAUGUUCAGAGGCCUUUUGCCACAGAGGCCACUCCUGUUAAGUGGCACACAUGUGCCGAGGAAAGAAAGCGAGUUCAAAGAGAGUCGCGGCAAUGUGCUGCGUGUGUCAGUAAGUUUUACACUCCAGUUUUUUUCCCCUGCUGACUGUCUCAUUGCCAAGAUAUGGUCGAAACAGUGUUCUAUCCAUUCAUUAGCUAUACCACUUAUGCUUUGAGGGUCUUUUGGGGGGGGGGGGGGGGGGGGGGGGGGGGGGGGGUGGUGGAGCCAAUCCCAGCUGACAUUGGGCAAGAGGCGGGGUAUACCCUGGUCGCCACAGAGCUGAUGUACAGAGACAAACAACCAAUCAGGCUUACGUUCAACGCUACAGGCAAGUGAGAGUUGCCAGUUGACCUAACCUGCAUGUCUUUGGACUGUGGGCGGAAACCAGAGCGCGAGGAGAACAUGUCAACUCCACAGACUCGCAGUGAGGCGACACUCUGCAGCGUUCCCCUCUUGCUUUUCGUUGUCUCCACUUUAACCACCCUGCGUUUUUUCCUUGGCUUGCGUCUUUGGAGACCGUUGUUUUGCUUGUUUGCUGCAUAACCAGACUGUGAAAUGCACCCUUCUUAGUUAUUUAUUGUGUUUUUUUUUCCUUUCCUGUCUGAGGCAGAGGAAUGUCACAAGCUUUUAGCGCUCGUUCUUUAAAACCGCAAAAAGUUAAAACAGGUUUACACAGACGUGCCUUGGCAGCAUCGCGAGCCUUUGCCGAGAUCUUGCAGUGUCACAUGACACGCUGACGUGUAUUUCAGGAACUAAAGGGCCUUUAUUUUUUGCCUCAUAAGACAUUUUAUCAUAUUACAUUACAAACAAAAAAUGAAGAAAGAAAAAUGUAAUGUGGUCAAUUCAGCCAGUUUUAAAAAAUGUGUGUGUGUGUGUGUUUGCGUCCACAUCCACAGUACGUUGCCUUCUUUACAAUUGAGCCCGUGCGCUACACUCCAGUACUGUCCAAAAUCAACUCACCAUUAUCCGGCUUCUCUACUUUCUUCACUCUGUCAAUAUUACAGUGUAAACACAGACACAGAUGCUCAUAUACAGUAUUCCCCCCCCCCCCCGCCCCAAUCCAUCAACUGGAAAUCACGCUGUAUUGCUUCGUAAAGUGAGAGGAGGCAGGAAAUGUUUGAAAUAUUUUCCACAUGCUUGUUACAGUAUCUUGCCUGUUGUAUUUAGGGGAUGCUUCUUUUCUUUUUCUUCUCUUUAAGUUGUUUCAUGUUUGUCAGUUACGUCGAUUACGUCUUUGUGUACAUGUCUGCCAGAAAACCAAUGCUGAGAAUAAAAAAAGAGCAGUAUUAAAAAUGCCUUAAUGACAAAA